AUGUCGCAUCAGGAGCAACAAGAGCAAGAAAUCGAAGCGCUUGAAGCGAUUUACUCAGAAGAGGAGAUACAAGUUAUAUGCCGAGAUUAUCCGAACAUCGAAUUGAGUAUUGAGCUGAAGUCGAAUCAGUAUGACGACCCUUCCGAUGACGAUUUCGACGUUUCGUUAGGGAUCGAAUUCACUGAAAGCUAUCCCGACGAGAUUCCAAUAAUUACUCUAGCUGGAAUCGAAGAUGUAUUCAGCGAGGAGCGGAUUUCUGAAUCUAUUCAAAAGCUACGAGCCGUUGCCGAAGAGAAUCUCGGUAUGGUGAUGGUUUUCGCAAUAGUCUCCGCACUUCAAGACGAAAUCGGUGAUCUAGUGGAUCUGAAAAAGAAAGCGAAAGAGGAAAUCAAAGAGAUUGAAAAAGAGAAAAAAGAGGCAGAGAGCCGGAAGAAGUUCGAAGGAACCGUGGUCACACCGGAGUCGUUCCGUGAGUGGAAAGAGAAGUUCGAUUCUGAGAGAAAAGCGGUGAUAGAUGCAGCUGAAAAGGAGAGAUUGGCUAAUUUGGCAGGGCGGUUAACAGGUCGACAACUAUUCCUUCGUGAUGCUACACUCAAUUUAUCGGAUGUUACUUUGAUUGGAGCACAGGACGAAGUGGAAAUCGAUGAGAGUCUUUUUGAUAAUGAGGAACUCGAAGGGCUCGAUAUGGAUUCUGAUGAGGAUUUUGAUGAGUAA
Messenger RNA from Caenorhabditis briggsae, 714 nucleotides. Lineage: Eukaryota; Metazoa; Nematoda; Chromadorea; Rhabditida; Rhabditidae. The transcript is spliced from 5 exons. Gene Ontology annotation, biological process: cytoplasmic translation. The record is from RefSeq and is a predicted model, not a curated record. Gene Ontology annotation, molecular function: protein binding. Bases 1 to 714 code for a protein of 237 amino acids.